Tribolium madens (black flour beetle) is the source of this 1126-nucleotide messenger RNA. RefSeq names its product probable 39S ribosomal protein L45, mitochondrial (gene mRpL45). Gene Ontology annotation, cellular component: mitochondrion. Lineage: Eukaryota; Metazoa; Arthropoda; Insecta; Coleoptera; Tenebrionidae. Bases 101 to 1057 code for a protein of 318 amino acids. The record is from RefSeq and is a predicted model, not a curated record. The transcript is spliced from 3 exons.
CUUAUUUAAAUAUUGGCAGACGUUUUACGGUUUUAUUUUUAGGUUAUAUCUGUCGAUUUGACUUUGAAAUAAAGUUGUAUUUUCAAAAACCGAUGCAAUAAUGUCAUUGCGACUCGCAAAUUUUGUCACAAUUCGCCUUCUUCAAGACAACUUUCCCCUUUUACUAGUUCCUCAGUGUCGUGAAAGACAUACCAAACAUUGGGAUCCCAAAUGGAAAAGCCUCCGGCGUCAAAAAGUUAUGAAAGUCGACUUGCCUAAGUUUCGCGAAAAACCAGAAGACCUAACUGAGGAUCAAAUGCGUGCUAAAUUAAAAGAGCAUGGGCUUCUGCCUCCACGCCCGUGGGUCGAAAAACCAUUUUUUAUCAGCUCAACUGGUGGUAUUUUUGAGCCUUAUGUACCUCCAGAGGGGGACGGAAAAAUCUCUCCAAUUCAUAUGCAGGGGGCUAAACAGAAAUUGCAGUUUUUGGAAAAGAAGUCAAAAACGAUGAUGGCGAUUAGAAAGAUACGCAUGUUUGAGGAGGAGUUUGAUACAACGGCGUUUUGUAAAGAAGCUGAGGAGAUUUACGUGAAAAUGCACGAAUUAAUGGCAAAAAAAGAUUGGGAGAAUAUCACAGAUUAUGUCACUGAACGGGCAUAUCCAGAAGUUAUUCACAACGUGGAAAAUAAAACGAUUCACUGGAAGUUUAUUAAAAAUAUAGAGUUACCAAGAGUUGUACACGCGAGGUGUACUGAUGUAAUAACGAAAGAAAAUGUUUUUGGCCAAACCACAGUCAGAUUUCACACUCAACAGAUGCUGGCAGUGUAUGACCGAUUCGGCCGCUUGAUGCACGGUAGUGAAAUAAUCGCCAAGGACGUUUUAGAAUAUAUAGUGUUUGAAAAACACUUAGCCAACGUUUAUGGCAAAUGGCGAAUUCAGGGAAAAAUCAUCCCAGAUUGGCUUCCACCCAAACAACCAUCAGAAACCACUUACAUUAAGCCGGUUGAGGAAACACCCCCAACACUACCAGCCGAAGUACCACCUGAAGAAAAGGAAAUCUCUAAAGAAAGUAGUCCUUAAAAAACAUACAAAAAAUAUAUUUUAAAUUGUAAUAUACAAAUUUCCAAUAAAUUAUCAGUUAUUUAUACA